Messenger RNA from Anisakis simplex (herring worm), 228 nucleotides. NCBI's taxonomy places the organism in Eukaryota, Metazoa, Nematoda, Chromadorea, Rhabditida, Anisakidae. The record is from the annotation of a GenBank genome assembly.
AUGAACGUUCGAGAGACACGUUUAGCGACUUUGAUAGCACACACAUUGAUAUUGAUCUCCACCUAUACACUACUACCGUAUCCACUGAGGUGGAUACCAACAUCAGUACUUCAUGGUCUAUUUCUUUAUAUGGCGUUGACGUCGUUGGCUGGUAAUGAGAUGUUCGAACGAUUACUGCUGCUUAUCACUGAACAGGUUCCUUAUUCUCUUACAUUUCUCUUUUUUUAG